Molecule: messenger RNA, 1812 nt
Organism: Brassica oleracea var. oleracea
Lineage: Eukaryota; Viridiplantae; Streptophyta; Magnoliopsida; Brassicales; Brassicaceae
Exons: 6
Coding region: 1-1812 (603 amino acids)
Source: RefSeq, a predicted model, not a curated record
AUGUGUCUUAACCAAAGAGCUAAUCCUCGUUAUGAGAGAGGUGCGUGGGAGUUUGUGAGGUGUGUUGGUGCAGAUUUAGCAGAGUGUGAGUUGAUCAUUUGCCCAUGCAUAGACUGUCGCAAUGUAGAUCGUCACUCAGCCGAUGUUGCUGUUGAUUUUAGCAGAGUGCAGUGUAAUCUAAGUGAGGUUGCUGAAGGUGAAGAUAAAGAAGAAGAUGAGUUUCUUGCAAAGCUAGCAGAUGCAGAGACAUCUUUGUAUCCAAGUUGUGCUAACCAGAGCAAGCUGUCGGCGAUAAUGCUACCCGAGGAGAAUGUCUUGCACACAUCCUUGUACGAAGUGAAAAGGUUUCUGAAAUCUUUUGACAUGGGCUAUGAGAAGAUACACGCUUGUGUGAACGACUGUUGUCUGUUCAGAAAGGAGUUUGAGAAGCUAGACAACUGUCCGAAAUGCAAUGCUUCAAGAUGGAAGAUUAACAUGUGCACAUGUGAUGUGAAGAAAGGUAUUCCACAGAAAGUUCUGAGAUAUUUUCUGAUAAUUCCACGUCUGAAGAGGAUGUUUAGGUCAGAGGAAAUGGCGAAGGACUUAAGGUUGCAUUUUAGUAACAAGAGCACUGAUGGAAAAAGCAAACAUCGAGUAGAUUCUGUUACUUUGCAUCAAAUGAAUGACAAAUACCCAUUAUUUGCUGCUGAAGAAAGGAAUCUUAGGCUUGGACUGUCCACUGAUGGGUUCAAUCCUUUUAACAUGAAGAAUGUGAACUACAGUGCUUGGCCGGUUUUGCUAGUGAAUUACAACAUGUCACCUGAGAAGUGUAUGAAGGAGGAGAACAUCAUGUUGUCAUUGCUGAUUUCUGGUCCAACCCAACCUGGAAAAAAUAUUGAUGUGUACUUAGAACCACUUAUAGAGGAUCUAAACCAUCUGUGGGAGCAAGGAGAGGUCACGUAUGAUGCAUUCAGUCACACCACUUUCAAGUUAAGAGCAAUGCUUCUCUGGAUCAUUCAGGAUUUUCCUGCUUAUGCAAAUCUUGCAGGGUGUAAGGUAACGGGCAAAAUGGGAUGUCCUGUGUGUGGGAAAAACACAGAUAGUAUGUGGCUAACUAAUUGCAGGAAGCACGUAUAUAUGUCCCAUCGGAAAGGUCUACCUCCGAGACAUGCUUGUCGUGGAAAGAAAUCAUGGUUUGAUGGGAAAGACGAGCAUGGAAAAAGGAAUGAUUUUGGAAAUGUGAAAGUAACUGGAAGCAAGAGGAAGAUUAUAGAGCCUGUUGGAUCAGAGUCGGAUGAUGAUUCCAGUGAAUCAGAGGAAGAGGAAGAAGCAGUAGAUGAGGAAGAGCUAUCUAGAUGGACAAAGCGGUCAAUAUUUUUCAAGUUGCCUUAUUGGGAGGAACUCCCGGGUAAACACAAUUUAGACGUGAUGCACGUCGAAAGAAAUAUUGCUGCAAGCCUUAUCGCAACGUUGCUGCAUUGUGGAAAAUCAAAAGAUGGACUUAACGCUCGAAAAGAUCUUGAACUGCUUGGCAUUAGGAAGGAUUACAUCCUCAACCCCGUGGGAAAAGAACUUACCUUCCUCCGGCGCCUUGGUCUUUGUCUAGCAAAGAGAAGAAAAUAUUCUGCAAGCGUCUAUCUGAAUUUCGUGGUCCGGAUGGUUACUGCUCAAAUAUAUCAAGGGCUAUUACCUAAAGGUGUUAGGAUAGCUAUGGGACGCCUGUGUGCUUUCUUCCAUCACCUUUGUCAGCGAGUUAUUGAUAGAGAGAAAAUUGAGAUUAUGGAAACAGAAAUUGUGGAAACUCUAUGCACGUUUGAGAGGUUAUUCCUCUAA